Messenger RNA from Penicillium olsonii, 1821 nucleotides. The record is from the annotation of a GenBank genome assembly. NCBI's taxonomy places the organism in Eukaryota, Fungi, Ascomycota, Eurotiomycetes, Eurotiales, Aspergillaceae.
AUGGCAGACACGAAGCCCCAGAUCUCAGAGAAGAUCGAAUUGUCGGCUCCCACGAAAAUUACCUUCUGGCGCUUGGUUUUAGACCAAGGUGUCGUCACGCAACAAGUCAUCGACCACCCAUACCCCGGCUCAGGAACGGACGAGGACCCAUAUGCCGUCACAUGGAUCCCCGAUGACCCUCGCAAUCCUAUGAACUUCAGCGAAACGAGGAAAUGGACCUACACAGCGGUGGUGGCUAUUGCCACACUCGCUGUUUCCCUGGUUUCAUCGGCCUACACUGGUGGUAUCCAAGAAAUCAUGCGUGAUUUCAACAUUGGUCAGGAACUGGCUACUCUUGGUGUCUCACUUUUCGUUUUGGGUUUCGCUAUCGGACCGUUGCUUUGGGCUCCACUGAGUGAACUUUUCGGUCGCCAAAUUCUGUUCAUCAUCACCUAUGCCGCUCUCACGGCUUUCAAUGCCGGUGUCGCGGGCUCUAAGAAUGCCUGGACCCUUAUUAUUCUCCGAUUCUUCGCUGGUUCUUUUGGAUCUUCACCCUUGACGAACGCCGGUGGUGUUAUUGCCGAUAUGUUCCCCGCCAAGCAACGUGGUGUCGCUAUGAGUUUGUUCGCUGCUGCGCCUUUCCUCGGACCUGUCAUCGGCCCAAUCGCCGGUGGAUUCAUUGGUAUGAGCAACGGUGGCUGGCAAUGGGUUAUGGGCUUCCUCGCGGCCUUCUCUGGUGCGGUCUGGAUCAUUGGCUCCCUGGUCAUCCCCGAGACAUAUGCCCCUGUGCUUCUUCGUCAGCGUGCCGCAAAGCUCUCCAAGAUGACGGGCAAGAUCUACCGGAGUAAGAUUGAAAUCGACCAGGGCAAGGUUUCCCUCAAGAACUCAUUCAAGGUCUCGCUUUCCCGUCCUUGGGUUCUUUUGUUCCGCGAGCCUAUUGUCUUCCUGCUGUCUCUCUACAUGGCUAUCGUUUACGGUACCCUGUACAUGAUGUUCGCCGCCUUCCCUAUUGUCUACCAACAAUCCCGUGGCUGGAACCAGGGUGUCAGCGGUCUUGCCUUCCUUGGAAUCAUGAUCGGUAUGUUGAUUGCAGUCGGUUACUCCCUCUGGGACAACAAGCGAUACAUCAAAACCUCCGAGGCGCAUGACGGCUUUGCUCCCCCCGAAGCCCGUCUCCCGCCGUGUCUCAUCGCAUCUGUGGCCAUUCCAGUCGGUUUGUUCUGGUUCGCCUGGACCAACUACACCUCAAUCCACUUUAUGGUCAGUAUUGCAGCCGGUGUCCCCUUCGGAUUUGGAAUGGUUCUGGUAUUCCUCAGCAUCAUGAACUACCUCAUCGACGCCUACACCAUCUUCGCCGCCUCCGUCCUGGCCGCCAACUCCGUCAUCCGAUCCCUCUUCGGUGCCGCCUUCCCCCUCUUCACCACCUACAUGUACAAAAACCUCGGUAUCCACUGGGCAUCCAGCAUCCCCGCUUUCCUUGCCCUCGCCUGUGUGCCUUUCCCCUUCCUGUUCUACAAGUAUGGCCCCGCCAUCCGCACCCGCUGCAAGUUCGCCGCGCAGUCCGAUGCCUUCAUGCGCAAGAUCCAAGAACAGGCCACCGUCGUGCCUGUCGACGAUGAGAAAGUCAACUACGAUCGCACUGAGGCCCCCAAGGCCGAGGGCUCGCUGUCCAGCGAGUCCGAGGAUGAGCAUGACGUGCUUCCAUCCACAGAGCGCAUUCGCAGCCGCGCCCAAUCUGUUGCAUCUAAUCGCACCGCUGGCUCGAUGCACCGCACUGUCACUUACGAGGGAAACCCCUAUGACAUUGACCGUGUCAAUACCCGUGAAUCCUUCAAGCAGUAA